Mangifera indica (mango) is the source of this 3087-nucleotide messenger RNA. RefSeq lists its product as uncharacterized. Lineage: Eukaryota; Viridiplantae; Streptophyta; Magnoliopsida; Sapindales; Anacardiaceae. Gene Ontology annotation, molecular function: syntaxin binding; GTPase activator activity; myosin II binding. The coding region runs from base 1 to 2565 and encodes 854 amino acids. Gene Ontology annotation, biological process: regulation of exocytosis. The record is from RefSeq and is a predicted model, not a curated record. Gene Ontology annotation, cellular component: plasma membrane; cytoplasm. The transcript has 16 exons.
AUGGCAGUACUAAUUGCAUAUGAGAAUGGGUUGAUGAUUUAUUGGGAUGUUUCUGAACCUAAAAUUUCUUUUGUUGGAGGUGAUAAGGUUCUCCAAUUGAAGAAUGGAGUCGUUGAUUAUCCGAGUGAAUUGGAUUCUAAUCUUUCUGACAGUAUACUUGAGCAUCAUCAACAAGAAAAAGAAAUAAAUUUUCUUUGUUGGGCAUCAUCAAAUGGGUUCAUUCUUGCAAUCGGGUACAUAGAUGGAGACAUCUUGUUUUGGAAUACAUCAAAUUUUGGCCCUACUAAAGGUCAACAAAUAGGAUCAAGCAACGACGUUGUUAAGCUAGAAUUAACAUUUGUUAAAAAGAGACUCCCUAUUAUUGUCUUUCAUUGGUCCGUUGACAAUGAAUCUUGUAAUAACAGUAAUGGGCGACUUUUUGUCUAUGGUGGUGCUGAAAUAGGAUCUGAAGAAGUUCUUACAGUUUUGAGUCUUGAAUGGUCAUCUAGGAUGGAUGCUUUAAGAUGUGUUGGCCGCAUAGACCUUACACUCAGGGGCACUUUCGUAGACAUGAUUUUGUUACCAGCUUUUGGGGCGAAAGGGGGUCAUCACAAAGCUGAUCUUUAUGUAUUAACAAGUCCUGGGCAACUGCAUCUUUAUGAUGGUGCUGGUCUGUCUGCCUCUCUGUCUCAACAAGAAACAAAACCAUCUGUCUUUGCGGUUGAAUAUCCUGGGGUGAUACCUACAGUUGAUCCAGUAAUGACUGCAGCAAAUUUUAGUGCAUUUAGCAUGGGUGGAAACUCAUCAAAAGCCUCUCUCAUGAAACUUAGCUCCUCACCUAUCCUGGCUGGCGAAAUUAAGUGGCCUUUUAUUGGGGGUUUACCCAGUCAGUUGUUUGUCACUAGAGAUCACAUUGUCAAUAAGGUAUAUGUGGCUGGUUAUCAGGAUGGAAUUGUUCGGAUAUGGGAUGCCACAGACACUGUCCUGAAACCUAUAUUUGUUCUAAAGGGAGAGGUGCAAGGUAUAGAAGUGGCUUGCUCUAGUGCACCAGUAUCAACUUUGAAUUUCUCUUUCCUAAAUUCGACUUUGGUUGUUGGCAACGAAUGUAGUCUGGUUCGUAUUUAUAACCUCAAUAGCAGCACAGGCGACACGAAUAUUCACUUCGUCUCAGAAACUAAACAUGAAGUCCACAUGUUGCCCGAAGGGAAAGGAACUCACUGUAAAGCUGUUUUUUCUCUUGUCAAUUCUCCUGUUCGAGCCCAGCAGUUUGCAAAUAGUGGAGCUAAACUUGCUGUGGGAUUUGAAUGUGGUCGUGUUGCUGUGAUUGAUAUAAAUUUCUUAUCUGUAAUGUUCGUCACUGAUAGCACUUCUGGCUAUAGCUCACCUGUUGUUUCAAUGAUUUGGUCAGAAUAUGGUAAUAAACACAGCUUUGUGAAAAGCCCAAAUCAUUUAGAAACAAAAAUUACAGUCAAUCUUGAAGAUGAAGUAAUCUUCAUCUUACUCAAGGAUGCGAAGCUUUGCAUUAUUGACGUUGCUACUGGGAACAUGAUAGGAUCCCGUCCAUUGAACUUGAAGAAAGAAGCAACUAGGAAACCACAGUAUCUGGCUUUACCACUGAAAAGCAGCCUGUGCAGUCUGUCAAGAAUAACAACCCCUAAAACGGAUCGAAUGCCUGAUGCUACUUCAGUUGAAACUAAUUCACCAGAGACUGAACAUCUCUCCUCUCUAGAAUUUGAAUGUUCAGGAGAAAGACUAUCAGAUGCCCUAGGAAACAAAAAAAGCAUUCAUAAAGUGAAGCAUGCAAAACCUUGCUGUUGGACCACAACCUUUAGCAAAGAUGGAAAAUUGUGUGGACUGGUGUCACUGUUUCAGUCUGGAGUGGUUGAAAUCAGAUCUUUGUUUGAUUUAAAAUUGGUGAAAGAGACUUCUUUAAUGUCAAUUCUGGGGUGGAGUUUCAAGGCAAACAUGGAUAAGAAAAUUAAUGCAAAUAAUGGGCAGAUAACUCUGGUAAAUGGAUCUGAAGUGGCUUUUAUCCAUCAAUUAGAUGCUGAAAAUGAUGAACAAAAUUCUAAAGACUAUCAUUGUUCUAGGUUUCUGGAGUCUUUGUCUUGUCUUCAUGAUAAAGUUCUUGAAGCUGCUGCAGAUGCAGCCAUUACUGUCUGUUCAAAUCAGAAGAAAAAACAGGGCAAUGCAUCAGGGAUUCUUGGUGGUAUUGUCAAAGGCUUUAAGGUGAGGAAAGAUAGCCAUGCUGUGGCUCCUAAGUCCAGUUUUACUCAUUUAGGGGGAAUAUUUUUGAAGCCCCCAUUCCCAGAUUCAUCUCCUACUGUAACAGAAGAUGAGAAAGUAGCAGAGCUAAAUAUAGAUGACAUUGAAAUAGAUGAAACACAUUCUGUGGUAGCCACUUCCUCUCAUGAAGUAGCUCAUAUGAAGAAAGAUAAGGGAACAACUAGAGAAAGAUUGUUAGGUGAACCUGAUGAUACAAAGCCUAGAGUGAGGAUAUAUGAAAAAAUUAUCACUAAAUAUAGGACAAACGAGGUAGUUUCAGAUUACAGGUUUGGUUUUACAAGAAACAGCAGUUUCAAAUGAAUAUUAGAGCACAAUUCCACAACUUCAACAGCUAUAUCAUGGUUAAGUUGGUAACUAAUUUUGAGAACUUUCACCUAAUUGUGUCCUUGUAAAUCGGCAUGUGUCAGUAGUAUGUUCUGAUUGCCUUUCUAAACAGGCUAUCUCUCUGUUACUUCUGUCAGAAAAUUAGCAGGCGAACUGCAGAGUUGCAAAGCGGGGCGGAAGAUUUUGCAUCCUUAGCAAAUGAGCUUGUUGAGGCAAUGGAAAAUCGAAAAUGGUGGCAAAUAUGAAUAUAAUCUUGCUCAACUUGCACAUAAUUUGAUUGUUCAUUAUUUAUUCUAAUCCUGGAGUUUGAGUCAUGGGAAACACUGAGUUGCCCUGAAAACAAGAUUCGCAGGCUCAUGUCGGCAAUAGACAUCCAACUAAGAAUGUGAACUUGAUGAUUUAAUUUUUGUGAGAUUGAAUUUUCACCGUGGCUUAUGUAAGUGGGAGGCAAUCUUGCUUGAUUCAGUAAUGGCCUUCAAUUGUAAGCUUUCUAUUCCA